Messenger RNA from Cottoperca gobio, 4400 nucleotides. RefSeq names its product NLR family CARD domain-containing protein 3-like. Gene Ontology annotation, molecular function: protein binding. The transcript is spliced from 11 exons. Gene Ontology annotation, biological process: regulation of apoptotic process. The record is from RefSeq and is a predicted model, not a curated record. The coding region runs from base 79 to 3978 and encodes 1299 amino acids. Lineage: Eukaryota; Metazoa; Chordata; Actinopteri; Perciformes; Bovichtidae.
UGUCUAAAGAAAACUUGUUGACAUUCAAAUACUUUUCAAAUGACGGAUUCACUGAGCUGACACUGAAGAAACAACAUCAUGGGGAAUCUUUACUCUUUACUCUGGAGUGGUAAAAUAGAGGGAAAUGAGUGUUACAAACCUGAACAAAAGAAAGAUGAGGUUUCUACCACAGUGAAAAGUAGAGAAAAGUCUCCUCCCGGGCUGUCUCUGCAGGAGGAGAGGGGAGCCUUAAAGGAGACAACAGAGGAGGAGACUUUAAGGAGGCAAGAAGUGGAAACUUCCUCUGAAAAACCGACUUGCAGUGAGAAGAGCAGCGCACAUGAAUACACUGUCGUUGAAGUUAACGCCUCAAGUCCUUGCCUUUCUGAAACACUUGAUUGUGCUUCAGCCAUUACAGAGGAGAACGAGGCUGAAUGGGUGGGCAACAACAGACCUAAGCUCAUUCAGACUGUCACUUUAGUGAUGGCAAUAGCGGAUGAGAUGCUCCAGCAGAAUAUCAUGCAUAAAGAGACGUACGGCAAAAUCAAGGCUGCCCAAACCAGCCAGGAUCAGAUGAGGGAGCUCUACACUACCCUCACAUCUGUGAAAGCCAAAUCUGCCUUCUAUAGAAUCCUCCAGGACAUUCAGCCAGUGAUGUGUGAAACAGAAGAUGUCAUCAAUGAAGUCAUCAAAACGCACAAAGCACAUCUGAGGGAAAAGUACAGAUACGAGUUUGAAGGCCCUGAAAAUGAUCGUAGGGAUGCACAAUCAUUGGACAAAAUUUACACAGAGCUUCACAUUGUACAGGAAGAGAGAACACUAAAGAGGGGACAAAAUGUCAAUAUAGAACAUGAGAUCUGGGAGAUUGAAGAAAAGGCGAGGAGUCAAACAGCUGAGGAGGGUAAUAAAAUCAAUUGCAAUGACAUCUUUAAUAUUACACCAAAAGAUAGCAUGUCAUCUGGGCAGGACAAAACUGAAGUGACAGCUAUCAGGACCGUGAUGACAAAGGGAAUUGCUGGCAUUGGAAAAACUGUCUCUGUGAAGAAGUUCAUCCUUGACUGGGCAGAUGGGAGAGCCAAUCAGGACUUGGACUUUGUCUUUGUGCUACCAUUUAGGGAGCUAAAUCUGGUAAUAGAUCAGCAUACCCUUGAGACACUUGUGAGAGUGUUUCAUCCAGAACUUAAAACGGUAGCAGUUAGAAGAAUAUUUGCUCAUCACAACGUUUUGUUCAUUUUUGAUGGUCUCGAUGAAAGCCAGCUUCAACUGGAUUUCAAAGAAACCAACAUAUUGACAGAUACCACUAAGGAAUCAUCUGUGGACACUCUGGUAACCAACCUCAUCCGGGAAAACCUUCUUCCCUCCGCGCUUGUCUGGAUAACCUCAAGACCAGGAGCAGUUCAGCGCAUCCCUAGCAAUCAUGUAUACAGGUGGACUGAGGUCAGAGGAUUUAAUGAUCCACAAAAGAUAGAGUACUUCAGAAAGAGAGUUGAGGACAAGGCAAUUGCUGAAAGAAUUAUUAACAACAUUAUUAUGUCCCGGAGCUUAUACAUUAUGUGCCACAUACCUAUCUUCUGUUGGAUUGCGGCAAAAGUUCUUGAGUAUUUGCUGGUAAAAAUGGACAACACUCAAGACAAAGACACAAAGAUACCCUCGACUCUCACUGAGAUGUACACACACUUCCUUUGCAUUCAAAUGCAGGUAGCUACCAAAAAGUAUGACAAAAAGGACGAGUUAGAUAAAGAGGAGAUCUUCAAGUCCAAUGAAGGAUUCAUUUUUAAAUUAGGCAGGAUGGCAUUUGACCAUUUGAUUAAAAGCAAAAUCGUAUUUACUGACAACGAUCUGAAAAAAUAUGGCAUCGACAUACGCAAAGCUGGAGUUUCCUGUGGGUUGUGCACAGUGAUAUUCAAACAAGAGGACGCGUUCAACACAAAGAAACUCUACUGCUUUGUUCAUCUGACAGUUCACGAGUACUUCGCCGCUCUCUUUGUGUACCACAGUUUUGCAAGUAAAAAGAUAGAUUCCCCAAGCCUCAAGGAUUUCCUGCUCAAAGGGUCCGUUGAAGAGCUCAAGUCUAUCUUGGAUGCAGAUCCAGUUGCUUUACCUUUGGAUGAGCUGAUUGAGAUUACAAUAGCUAAUUCAUCUGGGAGAAAGACAGGAGAACUGGACAUGUUCCUCAGGUUCCUUAUUGGCAUGUCCCUACAAUCAACACAAGAUCUGCUUCAAGGUUUGAUUCAGCAAGAAGAGGAACAUUCUGCAGUUAUUGAGGAAAUUAGGACAAGUCUUCUAGAAAUCGAUUUAGGGGACUGCUCACCCGAAAGAUGUCUGAACCUUGUUCACUGCCUGGUCGAGCUGAAAGACAGUUCACUACACGAUACUGUGCAGAAGUAUCUGAAACUAGAUCACGAUCCAGAAACACAGCUCUCCCCUGUUCAGUGCUCAGCUCUGGCCGACUCAAUUCUAAUGUCAAGUACGCCUCUAGAUGAAUUCAACCUGAUGAAAUACAGACCAUCAGAAAAAGGUAUUUUAAGGCUUCUCCCAGCUGUGAGGAACAGCAAAAAAGCAAGAUUAUCAGGGGUGUGGGUUGGUGUUUUGCAGAGUGAAACAAUCUCCUCAGCUCUUCGAAUGCCAAACUCUGCGCUCACUGAACUGCACCUGAUAAAUAGUACCUUUCCUGAGAAAGGUACAAAGAUCUUGAUUGAUGGACUUAACAAAUCACAGUGUAAACUAGAAGCUCUAAGUCUGUCAGGUACUACAGCCAUACAUCCAAAGGAUAAAAUGGCAUUAGCUAUCAUAUCAAUCAUCAAAAAGGAAACUCUAAGGGAACUGGAGCUGAGUGCCAACGCACUGGGAGAUUCACUGUACUCUUUGCUUUCUGUUGGACUAGGCAGCCCUAAACUGGAGAAACUCAGACUGAACAGAAAUCUGGGGAUUGCAAAAAUCUGUAAGGAGUUUGUUACGGCACUCACAUCCAAGCCAUGUUACCUGCGAGAGCUGGAACUGAGUAACAACAGUUUGAAAGACUCAGAAAUGGAGAUCCUCUCUAUUGGGCUGAUGAGCACAAACUGCAUUCUGGAGGUGUUGAGUCUCAGUCACAACGGACUCACUGAGAAAGGUUGUAAGAUGUUGGCCUCAGCACUCAGCUCCAAAGCUUCCCGCCUGACAGAGCUGGACCUGAGCUACAAUGACCUGCAUGACUCCGGAGUGAUGGCGCUCUGUACUGCACUGAUGAACCCACUUUGUGGGUUGAAAACACUAAGGCUGUCGUUCUGUAAAGUGACAGCAGAUGGAUGUGCCUCCUUGGCCUCGGCUCUGAGGUCUGACCACUGCAGCCUCAGGGAGCUGGACCUGAGCUUUAAUCACCUGACAGAGCGAGGAGUCGAGCUGCUGACUGAAAUACAGAGGGAUUCAGGCUGCAGUCUGGCGGAACUCAAUGUGGACCAGAAUGAGGAAUACUGGUUCGACCUGAACCUACUGAGACAGUAUGCCUGUGAUCUGACACUGGACCCUAACACAGUCGGUCGGAAUGUAGUUUUGACAGAAGAGAACAAAAAGGCAACACAUGUUGAGGAGAAGCAGCCUUAUCCUGACCAUUCAGACAGAUUUCAAUACUCUCAAGUACUGUGUGAAGAGGGACUCACCGGUCGCCAUUACUGGGAGGUUGAGUGUCAUUAUGCUGAUGUUGGAGUGGCAUACAAAAGCAUAGACAGGGAGGGAGACUGCUCAAGUGAAUAUACUUUAGGGACAAAUGAAAAGUCUUGGUGCUGGUUACAUAACGGUACCUUUAGUCAUAAUAAUUCCUGUGAGGGGUUUAGGGGCCGCGCUACCGAGAUCAGUACCAUUGGAGUGUAUCUGGAUUGGCCGGCGGGUAUUUUGUCCUUUUUUGAAGUCUUUUCUGAUAAACUGACACACCUGUACACUGUCUGUACAACUUUCACUGAACCACUACAUCCUGGUUUCAUGUUUGAGAGAGGAUCAAUUUACCUCCAUAAACUAAAGUAAGCAAAAAUCUUUGAGGAAACGUGUGUAAAAGUAAAAAGAACUACUCUCUGCUGACUACAUGCAACAGUGAUACAAUACAUGUCAUACACUGAUUUAAUAUUACACUUUGUAAAUACCGCCCUAGGUAUCAAAAUGUAAUUUUGCCCAAUAGAUCCAAGUCUUGGGACAUGUACAACGUUUGAAUUAUUUUUCUAUGUGGAAGUAUGAUUAAGUAAUAUGCGCAGGGUUGGUUUUAAGCACUGUUUGCGCCGUUUGCAGUUUCUUGCAAAAAGUUGUAGCACACUAUUCCUACUCAAUAAACACAUUUUUAAUGUGUAUUCUUAUGUAAAGUUAUGUACAGAAGAAUGAUAAUAAUAAGUAUGCCAAAGGUUUCCUAUGCAAGGGUCAAAGGACAGAGGGUGUUGUAUGCUGUACAGAUUGUA